Saprolegnia parasitica CBS 223.65 is the source of this 1476-nucleotide messenger RNA. RefSeq lists its product as hypothetical. NCBI's taxonomy places the organism in Eukaryota, Oomycota, Saprolegniomycetes, Saprolegniales, Saprolegniaceae. The transcript is spliced from 10 exons. Gene Ontology annotation, cellular component: membrane; BBSome. The record is from RefSeq and is a predicted model, not a curated record. The coding region runs from base 1 to 1476 and encodes 491 amino acids. Gene Ontology annotation, biological process: cilium assembly.
AUGCAGUGGACGCCCGCGCGGCUCUUGGCGCUCGCGAUCGGCAACGUCGACAACGACAGCGACCAAGCGCGGGCCAAGAUCGUCGUCGGCAGUCUUCAUGGCGUCCUGCGGAUCUACUACCCAACGAGCACGGAGUUCAAGAUCGAGCAUCUUCUUCUUGAGGAGCAGCUCGAGCACCCGAUUCUGCAAGUCGCGAUCGGCGCCUUCCUUCCGCACACGACGGCGCAAGCGGUCGCCGUGCUCAAGGGCGUCGGCGACAGCGGCAUGGCUGCGAGCUACUUUAAGCUCUCGAAAAAGUACGAGCACCACCUCGGGUUGGACGGCGAGCACUUUACGGCUUUCAACAUGCUGCAUGGACCGUUUGGCGGUGCGCGCGAGAAGGACCAUUUGUGCGUUCAGGCGCUCGACGGCCGUCUCCAAUUCUUCGAACAGGAUCGGUUUGCAUUUUUACAGCAGCUUCCGACGUGCCUCGUGCCUGGCCCCGUAUGCUACGCGCCAAGCAUCGACUCGAUCUUGACGGCCACGUCGGAUUUGCACGUCGAGUGCUACCGAUAUCAGAUUCUCGCCACCUCCAAGAAGGCUGUCAAGGACGAGAAACCAGCCACCGGAAGCAAGUCUCUCCACGCCGAGUGGCGCGUCAACGUCGGCGAGCCCGUUCUCGACCUGCAGAUCGGCCGCGUUGCCCCAUCAACGUCGGCCAAGAGCUUUGACAUCGUCGUGCUCUGCGAGUUUACUCUCUUUUGCCUCCGGCCGACGGGCGACGUCUGCUUCCAGAAACGUCUUGGGUUCCACCCGUCGGCGCUGCGACUGUACCCGGCCAACGACGACGACGACACGCCAGUGACCAACGUCCUCUUGGCGACGCACGCCAAGCAGUGGAUGAUCUACAAAGCCGCCAAUCUCGUUUGGUCGGCCGUGGCCCCGACCGUCUCGACGGCGCUUGGCGUCGGGGAAUUCGGGGGCAUCCCUGGCAUGAUUGUGAGCUUGGACGAGGACGGGCGGUUGUGUGUGAGCUACCUUGGGACCGACCCGCCGACGACGUCGGUCGUCGCUGCCUCGGACACAAAAGAGAUCAACUACGAAGAAAUGGACGAAGAGCAUCGGACGCUGCUCAACAUCAUUCGGCGCUCCCAAGGCGAGCGCCGGUCCGAGCCCAAGGAGCGAAUUCUCUUGCGCGCGCAAGUCCCCGCGAUCUUUGAUGCGCCCCACUCGCCCCACGACGACGACUCGAGCUUCAUCCAAGACGCUGACGCGGUGUACGGCAUCGACCAGCAGCCCGUGACGCUCACAAUGCGCGUGUACAUCACGUACACGGGCAGCAACGUGAUCCAGAACCUCGUGGACCGUCUCAAGCUGCUCUACGAUACCGACGAUCUGCUCGAGAUGCAGUACGCGGAUCCGCUGCCAUUAGCCGACUUUUUCGGCGCCAUCGACGAGCACUUUCAUGCGAUAGCGCUUCUUGACGCGUGGGUGUGA